Molecule: messenger RNA, 3870 nt
Organism: Cheilinus undulatus (humphead wrasse)
Lineage: Eukaryota; Metazoa; Chordata; Actinopteri; Labriformes; Labridae
Gene: ntrk1
Product: neurotrophic tyrosine kinase, receptor, type 1
Exons: 16
Coding region: 1-2388 (795 amino acids)
Biological process (GO): protein phosphorylation; nerve growth factor signaling pathway; cellular response to nerve growth factor stimulus
Cellular component (GO): signaling receptor complex; plasma membrane; axon
Molecular function (GO): transmembrane receptor protein tyrosine kinase activity; neurotrophin receptor activity; neurotrophin binding
Source: RefSeq, a predicted model, not a curated record
AUGGCCGUGGCACCCCGGGCCCCGGCGCUCACCCUGCCCCUGGUGCUCGCCCUGCUCAGCCUGGCACCAGCACCCACACUGGGAGGCUGCCCAUCUGCCUGUCGGUGCUCUUUUGCCAUGCUGCAGUGCCUGGAGCCCGAUGGUAUCACCAGCAUCCCGGCACUGGCGCUGCAAGAGAGCGAGAAUGUGACAGAGAUUUACAUCGAAAACCAAGCAAGCCUGGAAAAUAUCACAGAAAUUGAUCUUCUGAGCUACAAAGAACUGAAGAACCUCACGGUCACAUCAUGUAAGCUGAGGCUCAUCUCUGUGAAUGCCUUCCGAUACAACCUGAAGCUGCAGUAUGUAAACCUGGCAUCAAACUCCCUUGAACACAUCUCCUGGAGGGUGUUUCAUUUUCUACCCCUGCUCAACCUGGUUUUGAGGGACAACCCUCUUGUUUGCUCCUGUGACCUUCACUGGCUGCAGCAGUGGCAGCGGAGUGAUCGUGGUGACAUGGACGCUCAGGCGUUGUCUUGUUUCUCCAACGAUCUGGAAGUACCCCUAAACUCUUUGGUGAUAGAAAACUGCAGUCUGCCCGAGGUGACCAUUAACUACAAAUCCAAAUACAAGAUUCAAGAGGGAGGAAACCUGACGUUUGAGUGCACCGUGAUAGGAAGUCCGGCUCCAGAUGUGAAAUGGAGAACCACGCAGCUUAAAUCUCGCUUUUACACACAGGAGAGAGUCAGCGACGGUGCAUUACAUCUGGUCCUCUUCCUUACCAACGUUUCCUCCAGCGACAACCUGCACAACCUCACCUGCGAGGCCGAGAACCAAGCUGGGCCCGGGGAGGACAUGGUGCAAUUGGACAUUGAAUUUCCAGCCAAAAUCCUCUCCCUGUGUGAUGCUGUGCAGCAGCAUCACUGGUGCUUCCCCUUCAUUGUGGAUGGAAACCCUGAGCCAACAAUAAGGUGGCUUUGGAACGGCAGAGAACUCAAAGAGAACAAGUAUGUGUACACUCAUUUCAUCCCUGACCAGGGUGAUGGAUCAAAGAAGCACGGUUGUCUCUCUCUCAACAAGCCCACACACUUCAACAAUGGUGAAUACACACUGAUUGUGGAUAACAAGCUGGGACGGGAUAAUGCCACAGCCAAUGGGACGUUCAUGACCAACCCCUUCGAUGAUCCAGAGGGCAUAAUCCCAGUUCCUACAAUCAAAUCUGACAAGGACGUCACAGAGAACCCUGAGAGUCGAGUGUUUGUGGUGUCUGUGGCUGUGGGUCUUGCUGUGUUUGCCUGUACUUUCCUUCUCAUCAUGAUUUUGGUGAUUAACAAGUGUGGCCAGAAUACAAAGUUUGGUAUCCAUCGUUCAUCAGUUUUGGGUGCUGAAGAUGAUCUUGCCGUGUCGCUCCGCUUUAUGAACUUCGGAACAAGCCCACCCUCCUCAGAUGAAGACUCAGGUUUAUCCAGCUUUGUCGAGAAUCCACAAUACUUCUGUGGCAUCAUCAAGGAGAAGGACAUGUGUGUGCAGCACAUCAAACGGCAGGACAUUGUGUUGAAGUGGGAGCUGGGUGAAGGAGCGUUUGGUAAAGUCUACCUGGCAGAGUGUGCAAACCUCAGUCCAGACAGUGACAAGAUGCUGGUGGCCAUAAAGACUCUCAAGGACGCCAACGAGUCAACUCGGCAAGACUUCCAGAGAGAGGCGGAGCUUCUAACGGUGCUUCAACACCAGCAUAUUGUGCGUUUUUAUGGCGUCUGUACAGACGGAGAGCCGCUGGCCAUGGUGUUUGAGUACAUGAGGCAUGGAGACCUGAACAGAUUUCUCAGAGCUCAUGGUCCUGAUGCCCGUAUCCUGGAGGAGACAAAGAUCCCCCCGCUGGGUCAGCUCACUCUCCCUCAGAUGCUGCACAUUGCCGCACAGAUCGCCUCAGGGAUGGUCUACCUGGCAUCGCUGCACUUCGUCCACCGUGACCUAGCAACACGAAACUGUCUGGUGGGAGAGGGCCUGGUGGUUAAAAUUGGAGACUUUGGCAUGUCCAGAGACAUCUACAGCACAGAUUACUACCGGGUGGGAGGACGUACGAUGCUGCCCAUCCGCUGGAUGCCCCCAGAGAGCAUCAUGUACAGGAAGUUCACCACUGAGAGUGACAUCUGGAGCUUUGGCGUGGUGCUGUGGGAGAUCUUCACCUAUGGGAAACAGCCCUGGUAUCAGCUGUCCAACAGUGAGGCCAUUGAAUGCAUCACGCAGGGUCGAGAACUGGAGCGGCCUCGUACCUGUCCUAAAGAGGUGUACCUGCUGAUGCAGGGCUGCUGGCAGAGAGAGCCUCAGCAGAGGAUGGUCAUCAAGGACAUCCACAGUCGCCUGCUCGCUCUGGUCAAGAACCCUCCGGUUUACCUCGACAUCCUGGGCUAACUGGAACAGACCGCCGAGUCCAGAGGGAUGGGAGGUUGAUUUAUUUUAUUCCAUCUUUCCAGUCAGAGGUUAUGCAUCCAAACAGAUUCCUCUUAGUGAAGUAUGUCUACCUUUUGCUGCUCUCACAACAUCAAUGCUGCAGUUUUGCCUCAUCCCAACUCGUCCCCAAGCCCCGCCCCUUUCUGGAAACCUGUCACAUGUUUACCAAAGUGUUUAAUGUUUAUCUGGAGGGAGGUCAGCCUGAAACAGGGACAUGCAUGAAUAACUUUAUAUGGCUGGAAAUGUGAUGGACUAUCAAGUAAAUGGAGGUGUGGUGAUGUCUACGGCUGAGACUUGUAUUUAGAGGAAAUUAUGAAUGAGUAGAUAAAAACAAGGGAGGGAACUUCAUAUCAUGAGUCAUAGAGGAACAUUUUUCUGAUCUGAGAACAGCAGAUAGUCAUUUGUACAGUAUAGUCACUGUUUUUGGAUAAGUUUUGAUAUGGGAGGUUAUUUAAAGGCUUUUACUGAAUGUAUAUAAGAUAUCAAAGUUGUACAAUCAUACCUUGGAAAGCCUGUUUGUUUCUGAUGCGUGUAUCAUAUGAGUAUUUUUCAAAACCAAAUGUCAGAUGUUAACAGUGAAAGUGUGUUUACAUGUAAUUCCGUCUGGUUUUGCUGUCAAAUAAGAAUCAAAAAUACGUCCAAAGAAGAAAUGUCCGACCUGUGGCCUGCCUGUGACACUCAGGAGCGUCUUUUUUUGUACACAUUAGCGAUGUUUAACAUGCUGCCUUCACAAUAUAAGAAGCACCACUGUGAAACUCAGUAAGGGGGCAAGAUGGUUGGGAGGCGCCUGAGCGGGGCGAUUCAGGGGCGACAGAUGGGUCAACGUGAGAGAAACCAACAACAGAUGGAGCUGAAACAGAGACCACCACCAUGAAAAAAGAGUUUCAAAACCAUCUUGAUGCCUGUAAAUGUCCUAACUCUGAUUCCAUAAAAGCUGGGACAGUGUGUAAAAUGUGAAUUUAAACCAGAAUAAAGUGAUCAUUUUUUACCUAAAUACAGCUCAAAGAUGACACAUUUAAUGUUCAAACUAAUACACUUUUUUGUUUUUUGGAAGUACACUCAUAUUUUGAAUUUGAUGCCAGCAAAAUAUUCCAAAAAAGUUGGGGCAGGGACAAGAAAAGACUGAGAAAGUUGCUCUUUAAACACCUGGAACAUUCCACAGGUGCGUAGGUUAAUGGUUGCAGGUGAUAGUUCCAUGACUUGGUGUAAAAGGAGCAACACUGAAGGCUCAGUCAGCAAUGCUCAAGGAUAGCAUGAGGUUCUCCGCUUUGUGCAAGACAUCAUGGGAAAAUAGUUCAACAUAUGAUGAAAGCUCAAUGUGCAGGUGGAAGGAAUUUCGAGAAAAAGGCGAUGUAACAGUGGUAAACAUGCUCCUGUCCCAGGUUUCUUGGAACAUGUUGCAGGCAUCGAAUUCAGAAAUUGUGCAUACUCAAAAAAAGUAUA